Chinchilla lanigera (long-tailed chinchilla) is the source of this 640-nucleotide messenger RNA. RefSeq names its product chromosome unknown open reading frame, human C1orf100 (gene Spmip3). Bases 180 to 611 code for a protein of 143 amino acids. The transcript has 6 exons. NCBI's taxonomy places the organism in Eukaryota, Metazoa, Chordata, Mammalia, Rodentia, Chinchillidae. The record is from RefSeq and is a predicted model, not a curated record.
AAUACACCCAACAGCAGGAGGAGCCUGAAAUAACUGCUACCUGCAAAAGACUGCGGGAAACAGAGGUCCCACCCACUGCAGCCCAAGAAGAGACAGGAGCUCACAACUUGAAGAAACUAUGGCAAACAUUGUUGUAAAGCCAAGAAUUAUUUUAGAAACAGAACAGGUUCCCAUUCAUAAUGUCCCACAUUUGGCUACGAGAAUUUGUUGAUCGCCGCCCAGGGAUUCCACCCAGCAUAUUCAUUAAUCAUCAAGGAAAGGACCUCCAAGGCUACUACCCUGGGCAGCUGGCAAGACUCCAUGUUGAUUAUAGUGUGAAGACACCUCCCAGACCACUCAUAGACUCGGCCAUUUCAUCCAAAAAAACCCCUCCGUAUCGACCUCAAUUAGACCAACAGACGCUCGUUCAAUACAUUUGUUUUCGAAGCUGUUCAAAGCCUGCUGAACCAUGGUAUAAGGAAACCACUUACCAAAGAGACUAUUCACUGCCAUUUUACAAGAUCGAUGGAGACCAGAAAUUGGCCACAAUUUCAUCAAAUCCUGGGCCACUUAAUUCCUUGCCACUGCUCUACUGUUGUGAAAAGAGGCAGCUCUGGAAAAAAUGCUUUUAAACUAAAAUAACCAUGGCAUUCAACCAAAA